UUCACCUGCACAGCCAUGGGCUGCAUUCAGAGCAUAGCCUGUAAUAAGUCACGCAUCAAACGGGAGAACAUCGUUGUGUAUGAACUGUCUGCCACCAUAGACCACUGUCCGACUGUCAUUGAGGAGAACUCGCCCAUAGUGCUUCGAUACAAGACUCCUUAUUUCAAAGCCUCGGCGCGGAUUGUGAUGCCCCCCAUUCCACGCAAUGAGACAUGGGUGGUGGGCUGGAUCCAGGCUUGCACCCAGAUGGAAUUUUACAACACCUAUGGCGACGUCGGCAUGUCGAGCUGGGAGCUGCCUCAGUUGCGGGAAGGCCUGGUGAGGGCCAUCAGCGACUCAGACGGUGUGAGCUACCCCUGGUACGGAAACACAACAGAGACUGUCACCAUAGUAGGCCCCACCUCCAAGCCAUCCCGUUUCAUCGUUAGCAUGAAUGACAAUUUUUACCCAAGUGUCACCUGGGCUGUGCCGGUCAGUGAAUCCAACACGCCCUUACUGACUAAAAUCAAAAGGGACCAGAGCUUCACUACCUGGCUGGUGGCGCUCAACACCACGUCCAGGGAAAAGAUCUUGCUCCACACCAUCAAGUGGAGGAUGAGGGUCGAUAUUGCUGUGGAUCCAUGCCUGCCUCUGGGCUCCAGGGCCAGACUGAUGGGCCGGGUGCAUCAGGACCAGCCACGGGUGUUGACCCGCAUGGAGCCCAUCCCCACCAACGCCAUGGGGAGGCCCAACGCCAACGACGCCCAGGUUCUUAUGUGGAGACCAAGGAGGGGUCCUCCGCUUGUCGUCAUACCGCCCAAGUAG
Scomber japonicus (chub mackerel) is the source of this 804-nucleotide messenger RNA. RefSeq names its product family with sequence similarity 78 member Bb (gene fam78bb). The coding region runs from base 16 to 804 and encodes 262 amino acids. The record is from RefSeq and is a predicted model, not a curated record. The transcript is spliced from 2 exons. Lineage: Eukaryota; Metazoa; Chordata; Actinopteri; Scombriformes; Scombridae.